CUGUUUUUCCCAUAUAAUCUUAGCGGAAGUGUCCUGAGUUUCCAGGGCUACAGUGCGGGACUCGGUAGGUAGGAGGGCACUUUAUUACCCCACAGGUAGGUGGGCACUUUAUUACCCCACAGGUAGGAGGACACUGCGCUGAGGAGCAGUGACACGGUGUCAUGGCGGACUCGCAGCUCAUCUGCAUGGAUGAAGAACACGUUAACGUGAAAGUUCCCGAGUCCAAGCCGGAGUUUUAUUACAGUGAGGAGCAGCGCGCGGCCCUCGAACAUCUCCUGCGGAACGGAGACGGUGCGUUCAAGCUGCGGCUCCGCGAGGACAACAUCAAAGACUUUCUGUCCGCGCGCGAAGUGAAAUGGAUCCGGGACACGUUCCAGUCUUACGACGAUCCCGAUCCCGACAACGAGCUCCGCUCCGAGACACGAGCACCGCGUUCACCCCUGAGCUCGGACUCGGGAGUUCACUCCACCUACUGGCCCACAGUGUCGGACACCGAGGUACCGGAGCUCGAGCUGGGAUGGACCUCCGCCGGCUUUUACCGGGGAGUCACGCGCGUGUCGGUUUACACACAUCCACCCAAAGAGAGCAGCCCUCACAUCAAAGAGGUGGUGAGGAGGAUGAUCCAGGAGGCGCACAAGGUCAUAGCUGUGGUCAUGGACCUCCUUACAGACCUGCUCAUCCUGCAGGAUCUUCUGGAUGCAGCAAGUAAACGUGGUGUUGCUGUGUACCUGCUGCUGGAUGAGAAAGGUCUUCCUCACUUCCUGGACAUGUGCAACAGGCUGCAGAUCUCAGCUCAACACCUCAGAAACAUGUGUGUGAGGAUGGUAAGAGGAUGCGGUCUGGCUCUGUCCUUCGGAAGACUGCCGGGGUCACUGAGCUCCAAGUACAUGCUGGUGGACGGAGAGAAAGUGAUGUUCGGCUCCUACAGUUUCACAUGGACCUCGUCUCGGAUGAACCGGAACACCGUCACCGUCAUGUCCGGUCAUGUGGUCGACUUCUUCGAUAGCGAUUUCCGCGAGCUCUAUGCUGUGUCUGAGAAAGUGGACCUGUACCAAGAGUUCCACAUUCCCAAACCCCCUAGACACACCAUGCCCACCCCCGUCCUGAAAGCUCCACCCACCGCAACCCAGCCCACUCUACCUGCAUCCACCUCCCGCUUUCAGGUGUCUCUCGGAGAAUCCAAGCAGGUCAAUCUGAAAGUUCCUGCUCACAAAUACCACAAUCCCAAAUACGCCCUGGUGGUGGGAAACAGUUUAGGUCUCACUGGCUCACUGCAGGAUCUGAGCAGGCUCAGGGAACACACCGGAAACAACUCAGAAAGCAACAUGGAGAAGUUACUCCACACCAGUGGGGGCGCUAACAAGCAGUCAGACAGAGCGCCUCAGGAGGAGACGAGUGAAAGUAAAGGAGACGUAAAUAAAUCACCUUUGUUCGGUUCAAAGAAGCAGCGCAGCUCCUUCAGGCUGUUCCUCAAAGGCAGAUCGCCCAAUCAGAGUCCAGAUCUACAGACAGCCAAUCACCACAACACAGCAGACAUGAAAACAGCCAAUCACAGCCAAGCAAAGCCUGCCACUCAGAUCAAAGACUCCCCAAAACUGACCACUCAGAUCAAAGACUCCCCGAAACUGACCACUCAGAUCAAAGACUCCCCAAAACUGACCACUCAGAUCAAAGACUCCCCAAAACUGACCACUCAGAUCAAAGACUCCCCGAAACUGGCCAAUCACACGAAGGAGUCGCCGAAGACGGCUAAUCACGUGAAGGAGGUGCAGCCUGAGACCGUGCAGAUACCCAACGGCAAACACACACCACCUUCUUCAUCACAGGAUAAAGACGCGAGUGCAGUCAUAGACGAACUGGACGAUUCGUUUGUAGUCAUAGAAAAACCAAACCUGCUAAAAUUUAAAAGCAAAAAAUCCUCCAAAUUGCCUCAGAGAAGCGUUUCCAUGCAGGUGAUCAGCACAGGAGCAGAUGAAGGCUCCAAAGGACAAAAACGCAACCAGAAGAAGUCGUGUAUUCAGUCGUGAGAGCAGCGGGACACUUAGCGCUCGUACAGCGGGACACUUAGCGCUCGUACAGCGGGACACUUAGCGCUCGUACAGCGGGACACUUAGCGCUCGUACAGCGGGACACUUAGCGCUCGUACAGCGGGACACUUAGCGCUCGUACAGCGGGACACUUAGCGCUCGUACAGCGGGACACUUAGCGCUCGUACAGCGGGACACUUAGCGCUCGUACAGCGGGACACUUAGCGCUCGUACAGCGGGACACUUAGCACUCGUACAGCGGGACACUUAGCGCUGACGUUUGUUUCUGAUGUUUCUGUGUAAGAGACGACGCUUCACCGCUGACACGUGACACAUGACAAAGUGAACCGUAGAAGCCCUUGAUGGUGUGUGAACACGUCGUCUCAUGGUGUGUGUUUUAUGAUGAGCUGUGCAGCUCUGAGACGUGACGUGUGUGUAGACGCACUGGACAGACUGCAGGAACGUAAUGACUAAAGAGCUUCAAUAAAACUCAUGCACUUG
Molecule: messenger RNA, 2528 nt
Organism: Tachysurus fulvidraco (yellow catfish)
Lineage: Eukaryota; Metazoa; Chordata; Actinopteri; Siluriformes; Bagridae
Product: protein FAM83F-like
Exons: 5
Coding region: 162-2027 (621 amino acids)
Source: RefSeq, a predicted model, not a curated record